Scutellospora calospora is the source of this 383-nucleotide messenger RNA. The record is from the annotation of a GenBank genome assembly. Lineage: Eukaryota; Fungi; Glomeromycota; Glomeromycetes; Diversisporales; Gigasporaceae.
AAUACCAGUACAACCUCCGCAACGUUCACAUACAGCUCCACUAACUCAACAUGAACGACAACCUUCAGAAGUAUCAAUGGUUGCGGAAUCAAUACAAACUAGGCCAAGUAUGGACGAUGACGAUUUAUUUGAGGAUAGCACUAGUGAAGAGGAGCCAUUCCCAGAAGUUACUUCUACUGGAUUGUCAGCACAAUCUGCUGGCGGCCCUGUUUUACCUGUCAUGUCAGCGAGCCCAACUCCGAUGUACGAAAGUCGGAGUAUAUCUGACGUGCCAGACCUUCCAGGAAGGGUGGAUAAUCGAGGUUUAAUAUCUUCCUCAUUAACGAGUAUUCCAUUAGGUUCCGGGCAUAGACAAAGUUUGGAACAAACACAGUCACCACAAG